Molecule: messenger RNA, 613 nt
Organism: Cajanus cajan (pigeon pea)
Lineage: Eukaryota; Viridiplantae; Streptophyta; Magnoliopsida; Fabales; Fabaceae
Product: protein NONRESPONDING TO OXYLIPINS 2, mitochondrial
Source: RefSeq, a predicted model, not a curated record
CUACCUAAACCCCUAAUUGCGGGUUCCAAUUAUCCGUACUCCGCAGAGAGCAGAAGCAAAGAAAUGGCGUGGCGAUGUGGAUCUCUCUCUCGGUCGUUGCUCUCCGCCGCAAGAGCCACACCAACUCGUUCCUCCAUUUCUGGCCUCCACCGUCCUUCUUCUCCUUCCCUACGCUCUCAUCUUCUCCACCCUCGCCGCCCCCUCGUUACAGUCCCCAGGAGUUUGGGAUUUCUCGGGUGUGCGCAGUCGCUGAUGCCUCUCCACAGCGCCGACGCCGCCGCUCGUCUCACUUCUCACAUUUCCGUCGAAUCGCGCGCUUGCUGCGAGUUGUCCCAGGGUACUUGAAUAGGCUUUGCAAUCGACACUAGUUGUGAUUAUACGUGUGCCUGGGCGUAAAAAUGGUGGCUAAUGCUUUGAAGCAGGAAGCCUGUUGGAGGUUUGGAUAGUGAAUUUGAGAAAUACUUUAAGUAUUUUUUAUGAUUUUUAUAAAUAACAAAUUAGUAUAUCUGUUCUUCUAUUAGAAACUUCAGGCUAGUUGAACGGCAUCGACAUUGUUAUGCUUUGUACCAUAUUAGAUUAUCAGAUUAUAAUAACAACAGUGUUCAAGAUUCAA